AUGCAAUUGGGUUCCUUCAGUGAUCUGGUGUCUGUUGUAAGACAAUAUGAGGAAGACAUAGAACCGUUCACAGUGAUUGCAUGGUUCGUUUGGUGCAGACGAAAUAAAUGUCACUUUAAGGAGCAAUGCUUACCACCUGAGAAGAUAGUGGAUGCGGCAGAAUCAGUUUUAAAAGAAUUUCAAGAUAGACCCAAAACCAUGACAGUGAGACUACAGCCACAGCCACAACUAUGGUCACCACCGGAAUCCGGUAUUUACAAAGCAAAUUAUGACGGGGCAUACUUUGCAGAGGAAGAAGCAGCAGGAAUUGGUGUCGUAGUGCGAAAUGAACUGGGACAGGUGAUGGUGUCCUUAGUAGAGAAGUUCGCCAUGCCUCAAACGGUGGAAAUUCUUGAGGCGAUGGCAGCUAGGAGGGCUAUGAUCUUCAUGGAGGAAUUGGGAUUGCGUAGGGCCAUUUUUGAAGGAGAUUCAGAGACUGUUGUAAAGGCCCUAAUAGGGGACUGCCCAGACCGGUCUAGUAUUGGGCACAUUGUAAAAGACUGCAAGUCUUUAAUGGGUUGUUUUCAAACCUGUUCUUUCUGUCAUGUGAGGCGGCAGAGCAACGGAGUAGCUCAUGCUUUAGCUAGGAGAGCAAGAAAGUCUUCCCCUUCGUCCGUUUGGAUGGAAUCUGUUCCACCAGACAUUUCCUAUUUAGUGUAUGUCGAUGUAAAGACUUAA
Quercus robur (English oak) is the source of this 717-nucleotide messenger RNA. RefSeq lists its product as uncharacterized. Gene Ontology annotation, molecular function: RNA-DNA hybrid ribonuclease activity; nucleic acid binding. Lineage: Eukaryota; Viridiplantae; Streptophyta; Magnoliopsida; Fagales; Fagaceae. Bases 1 to 717 code for a protein of 238 amino acids. The record is from RefSeq and is a predicted model, not a curated record. The transcript has a single exon.